AUGCAAGUCAAAUCUCUAUUAGCAGCAGUCCUGCUAGUCGGUCCAGGGGUUCUAGCUGCCCCGACUGCACCAGAAACCGCAGCGCCCGCUAUCAAGCGUGACACACCUGACAAUGUCGUCGAUAAGAAGUCACCUGAUGAGCCUCAGGCUAAUGAAGACUGGUACGGCCACCACGGCUAUGGCGGAUAUGGUGGAUAUGGUGGCUACGGUGGUUACCACCCCAAAGCCCGUCGAGACAUGAAUGAAGAUGGACAAGCAGAAGACCAGCACUAUGGUGGCUACGGUGGAGGUUACGGCGGAUACCGCGGAGGAUAUGGCAACGGUUGGGGCAAGAGCAAGAGAGGCGACGGUGGAUAUUGGCCAGACAACGACUGGUACCACCACCGCUACGGACCUGGUUGGGGAUAUCCUCGCGACUAA
Molecule: messenger RNA, 420 nt
Organism: Annulohypoxylon maeteangense
Lineage: Eukaryota; Fungi; Ascomycota; Sordariomycetes; Xylariales; Hypoxylaceae
Exons: 3
Coding region: 1-420 (139 amino acids)
Source: RefSeq, a predicted model, not a curated record